Messenger RNA from Coniophora puteana RWD-64-598 SS2, 2167 nucleotides. RefSeq names its product WD40 repeat-like protein. The coding region runs from base 1 to 1857 and encodes 618 amino acids. The record is from RefSeq and is a predicted model, not a curated record. Lineage: Eukaryota; Fungi; Basidiomycota; Agaricomycetes; Boletales; Coniophoraceae. Gene Ontology annotation, molecular function: protein binding. The transcript is spliced from 5 exons.
AUGGACCAAAGAGCCUUCGAACCAUUCAAGGGCCAUCCAGGAAUCAUCUACGCUGUUGCAUACUCGCCCAACGGAGCGUUCAUUGCUACCUGCGAAGGGGACAGGACAAUACGAAUAUGGGAGGCGAACACAGGUCGUCAAGUCGGGGAACCAUUGGAAGGGCACGAGCAUUGGGUUCUUGCCAUCGCUUACUCACCUGACGGUCAGCGCCUGGUUAGCUGCUCCAUCGACGAGACCAUUCGAGUAUGGGACACAUCCACGCACCAGACCGCCAUGGGUCCACUGGAGGGCCACACGAGCUGGGUUCGCGCCGUGAAGUAUUCCCCAGAUGGUGUACAUAUUGCAAGUGGUGGCAAAGACUGGCUUCUGAAGAUAUGGAAUGCGUCUGAGGGUGACUGUCUUGCGACGCUGAAGCAUCCCGACGAAGUGAUAUCUGUGGCCUUCUCUCAAGACAGCAAGCGUAUUGUAACUGGAUGCCAGGAUCAGAUAGUGCGCAUUUACAACGUCAAUCAACGUCAGCUUGUUCGCGAGCUCACCGGACACCGAGCAUGCGUUCGAUGCGUUCAGUACUCCACAGAUGACUCUCUCAUUGCCAGCGCUUCAGAUGAUCACACUAUCCGGCUUUGGAACGCCUCGACAGGGGAACUUGACAAAGGGCCUCUUCGCGGCCAUAGACACUAUGUCUCUGGCGUAUCAUUUUCUCGUGAUGGUCAGCAGGUGGUCAGCUCAUCCGAGGACCAGUCCAUCCGCGUGUGGGACAUCGCGUCUGGAGAAUACGCUAGCUUCCGACCGUUCGAGGGGCAUUCCGGCGACAUCACUACUGUCGCUUACUCCCCCGACGGCGCAUUCCUCGCUACCGGCUCGCUCGAUAAGACCUUGCGGAUAUGGGAACCUGGAACAGGCCGCCAAAUCGGCGAGGCGCUCGAGGGACAUACAGGAGGGAUUGGUUCCAUCGCCUACUCUCCCGACGGGCAACACCUGGUCAGCGCCUCUCAAGACUACACCCUCCGAGUGUGGGACACGCAAACGGGUCGUCAAGUAGGACGUGCAUUGGCAGGGCAUUGUCAUGGAGUUCACGCCGUUGCUUAUUCUCCUGAUGGCCUUCGUUUAGUUAGCGGGUCCGAUGACGGGACCCUUCUUGUAUGGGACAUGCACACCCAAGAGACGGUCAUAGGGCCACUCGACGGCCACACGGGCCCGGUAAGGGCUGUGCAGUAUUCUCCGGACGGCGCACUUAUCGCAAGCGGCGCCGACGACGGCCUCUUAAAGUUCUGGGACGCCCGUACGGGGAACUGUCUUGUCGGGGUGCUCGCUGGUCAUCGGAGCCGCGUGCGAUGUGUCCAGUACUCUCCGGACGGCCUCCUUAUUGCUAGCGCUUCGGACGAUCAGACCAUCCGGCUUUGGAACUCCUGGACAGGAGACCCCAUCACAGGCCCUCUUCGUGGUCACAGGAACUGCGUCUCCAGCAUCUCAUUUUCUUAUGAUGGUCAGAAGCUAGUCAGCGCAUCGGAGGAUGAGUCUGUCCGAGUCUGGGAUGUAGCGUCAGGACAAUGUCUCCUCGGGCCACUAUAUGGACACAUGGAACCGGUCAUAGCAAUAUCCUGCUCUCUGGACAAGCACCGUUUCGCGUCUUCUGGUCACAACAGCCUACGCAUUUGGAACAUAAACGAUGGAACUUCGGCUCUUCCAUUGGUGAAUCAUUAUUCUUCUAGCUGUGUACCUCCGUUAUUUAUAGAUAUAAUAGGUCAACCCGGCGGCGAGCGAGGUCGCACAGAAAUACCUAUUGAAAGUUUACGCUCAAAUCAAGGCUAUAGCGUGGUUCUCGAAUGGCGAGUGCUUCGCGACCGCAGGGGGUGACCAUAUUGUCAGGAUAUGGGACGCGAGGACUGGUCAAGAGUCCGCAAAGCCUUUCGUUCGACACGACGGGCCGGUGAACAGUGUUGAUGUGUCAUGGGGUAGCGAGCUUCUGGCUAGUGGUGCAGACGACGCCCUGGUCUGCGUCUGGCACCUCGUCGCCCAGGAUGUAACCUUGGAUCCACUUCGUGGUCACUGCGGCCCUGUAUACGCCGUCAAAUUCCUUCCCGAUGGCAAGCGCCUGGUGUCCGCAGGUAAAGAUCAAACUAUUCGUGUAUGGAACGUUCAGUCGGGCGCAUCACUACAUGUCAUA